AUGGCCUGGUGGGCGCGUGUGCCGCAUCCGCAAAACUUGAAAAAUAUGGCAUUUGAUAUUUGCAGAGAGUUUGACCUACAAUGUCCUUCUGAAAAAGAUGGACAGUCACAUGUAUCAGGCAGUGCCAAAGCUGCAAAUCCUACUCUCGUUGUCGAUAAUGAACCCAAUACAGUUGCAACAAAAGCCUACGAAGUCCCUCCGUCCCACGAGCCAUGUUUGUGCAAUUCUACGUUUGAUACUAGAAGACACAUUUCGUAUGUUCAGCUUCAGGGUAAGACUUUUGAAGACCAAACCAAUUUACCUUCGACGCAGUCCCUGCCAAACACUUCAGUUCCACAUAGUACCGGCCUGAUCCCCCGACCAGACCAGCCUCUGCGAUCGGUAAUGUCUUUCCAAAAACCGGAAUUACUCGGUUUCCUCGACUCACCAUACAAUGUUUGGGAAACAAGAGCGCUAGCGAAAUUCCUCCCAGAAACUUGUUCGGGCAUGCGAAUGGUGAUGCCAUGGACUGGUACACCUUUACCCACCAUCGAACUACGGUUUGAAGUAUCAAUGGAAUUCAGUGAAGCCUUCAUGAAAUUCCGACAGUCUAGGCUGAACGAUGAAAAUACCGUACAGAGGGCUGUCCAUAGAAUCGACAGCUCUGGCCUGGGUUCAGCACAAUAA
Molecule: messenger RNA, 666 nt
Organism: Aspergillus tanneri
Lineage: Eukaryota; Fungi; Ascomycota; Eurotiomycetes; Eurotiales; Aspergillaceae
Exons: 3
Coding region: 1-666 (221 amino acids)
Source: RefSeq, a predicted model, not a curated record